This is a messenger RNA of Chironomus riparius, 2980 nucleotides long. The record is from the annotation of a GenBank genome assembly. Lineage: Eukaryota; Metazoa; Arthropoda; Insecta; Diptera; Chironomidae.
GAAUUUUUGUAAACAAAAAAAAUUAUAUAUAAACAAUCUUAUUGAAAAUUAAAGUUUUUAAAGAAAUUAAGCAGAUUUAAAUAGUGAAAGUGAUCAGAAAGUAAAAUUCAAUAUAUUAUCAAUAAUUUGUGUGAAUCGUUUCAUCAAAAAAUCCUUAAAAACUCAAUGAUUUUGAUGAAUCUCAAAGUUUGAUAAACAUCCAGUAAAAAAAAUAUCAGAUUGGACAAAGUGAAACCAAGUUCAUAUGAAGGAGGCUAAAUGGGUAUAAAGCUGUAGAAGAAUCUUAGUGUAUAGAAAUUUUCCUUCAUAAUUUCUCGAAAAAUUAUUAUUUAAUAAUGGAAAUAGACUAUAUAGAUCAAAAAUACUAUUUAAGCAUCAAUAAUAUCACUUCAAAGCAACCAUCAGUGUACAAAAGUAUCGAUAUUUCUAAAGAUCUGAUAGUUUAUGGAACAGACAAGAGCACUGGUGCAUUAUUUAUUUAUAAAAGACAUCCGUAUGCAUUUUUCAAAGCAAUCACUGGAAGUCAAAGUAUAAGAGGUCCAAUAACUCAUAUAAAAAUUUCAAAUGAUCAACAAUGUAUUGCUUAUUCGAAUGCUUUUGGUGAUAUCGCUGUGCAUUCGUUGAAAAGCAGUGCAUUAUUAUCGCGAACAGCUUUUGGAAAAUUGGAAGCACCAUGCUCAGCACUCUAUUGGCAUUACUCGGACAAUGAGAUUUACUGUGGAGAUAUUUCUGGAAAUUUAUCAGUCAUUACAUUAUCAUACUUUAUUGGACGUAACUUGAUAAAUAUUCAUGUAAACUCAAUACUGAAUGAACUUGAAGGUGUCAUAGAGCAGAUUGAUGGGUUCAAUGAAUUCCUCCUAGUGUCAUCGUCCACAAAGACAAUUUUAUGUAAUAAUGAGAAGGAGGAGUUUAAACAGAUUGGAAAUAGACCACGAGAUGGAAAGUUUGGAGCAUGUUUUGUAGCUGAUUAUGAGGCACUUGAAGCACAACAAAAUAAAUUAACAACAAUUGAUCAGGAGGUCUUUGAAAAGAUGUUGCUUGAAAAUAUAAAAAUUUAUUCAUGUCGUCCAGGCAUGCGAUUAUGGGAAGUAGAUUUAAAUGGCAAUGUAUUAAAGACACAUCAAUAUAAGAAUGCAAAUUACACAGCUCAAAAAAUAGCCAUAAUGGGAAGCCAUGAGAUUGAUUCAUCACCAGUAUUAUUUAAUAAGAUUCACCAAUUUCAAUUGGCAUUGCCACUAGAUAAUAGAUUCGUUUUUACUUGGAACUCUUCUGGAUUUUACAUUAUUGAUCCAAAAGAGUCAAAAGUCAUAUUUUGGAAUAAUGAAUUUGAUGGCUCGAUAGCUAAUGCAAAAAUCAUUCAAAACAGCUCAAUCUACUUGUAUUUAAAAGACGGUCGAUUAAUUGAACUCAGAUUUUACAAACUUCAGCAUUAUGCGCUAUUUUUAUGCAAUUCUGAGAAAAUAAUGCAAGCAUGUGACUUAAUUAAAAAUAAUGUUGAAUUCUUUGCACGCAUUAUACGUAAUUCGCGCACGAUUUCUGAAAUGAAUCAAUACAGAACAUUCCUUAAAAUUCGUGACUAUCUCAUAGCAAAUGAACGUAGUGAACUCCUCAAGUCAUUGUCUGAUAUUUUUGAUGAACUAACAAGCACAAGAAUCCCAAAUGUUGUCAUACUCAGCAAGAAUUUCUUCAAUAAAUCAAUGGACAAAGAGGAUGAAUAUAAUAAUGAAAAGGUAGACGAAAUUCCUCAAAUGUUGCCAAUCACAAAGCAAAAAGAAGAGGAUUCAUUAAGCAUCACAUCCGCUGAGGUCGAUAGAGCUGUAAAACAAUUAUACAUCAUACACCAAACGUCACUCGUAAGCAAUUUAAAUUUUCGCGAACGACUUAGUAAGAUUUUUGAUCGAUUUAAGAGCUCACAAAUUAUUCGCAUACUGGAUGAGUUGGAGAAGUUAUUUAUAGAGAAUGAUGAGUACAAUGCGAAGGAAUCGAGGAGAGUUGUGUGUAAAAUGUUUCUCGAGUAUUUACAACCUGAAAUUAUUUUUGAAAUUGAUGAUGAGAAAACAUUAAAUUAUAUAUCCGAUGCAUUGCUGCAAGUACAGAAUCACGUGAAUGAAGUUAGUCGAUGUAAACGCUGUGAAUUUCCAUUAAAUUGUGGAACAAGUGGCACAGGAUACGAAGAUAUUGCAAAUAUUUUACAGCAAUUUUAUUGGUCGAGAGGAGAAUAUGAAAAGUGCUAUGAACUGUGUCGUUCGUUGCCACAUUUACUCAAAAUCACUGGAAAGUUCUUAACAGAUGAGAAAAAGUUUGAUAAGAUGAUUUUAUAUGCCAUAAACUUGGGUGAUUUAGAGAUUUUACAUAAGUCACUAGAACAUUUUAACGACAUUUCCCUCUUUCAUCAACUCCUCGAUGAAUAUAUUAUGGCAAUAAAUCAUGGAAAAUUCAAGUGCUUAAAAUGCGAUGAGAUCAAUGAUGUCAAGAAUGUCCACCGAAUUCUCACAUGGGAUAUCUUAUUUCACAGCAUUGAAUAUUAUCUGAGUGGAAGUGAGCUUAUCGAUCUGCUGAUGCGUUACUCCCAACAAAUUCCGAAUGGUUCAAUAUCAAGACAAUUUUAUAUGAAGCUUUUGCUUCAUGCUUAUGAUUAAUUAAUUAAUUUUAAAGAAAAAAAAAAACAUUUAUCAUGUGUCAUUCCCCAUCAAUUUAAUUAGAUUAUUAUCACAAAAAGAUAAGUUUGUCCUAUUAAUCAAUCAAUUUAAUUAAGCUUUUAUUUGUUCAUAAUGAUCUUUUGGGUGUUUAUCCAUACUUUAUCUCAUAUCUGAGAGCUUAAUGUAAAUUAACAUGCAAUGUGAUGCUAUUAUAUAUUUAAUUAAUGUGGCCAAAGAGACAAAAUUUUGAAACCACUAAAAUAAAGAAAAAUUAGAAAAUAUUAUUUUAUAGACCAUAUCAGGACCUUACAAAAGAGAAAUAAAGUCGACAUUUUUGAGAG